Durio zibethinus is the source of this 1653-nucleotide messenger RNA. RefSeq names its product coatomer subunit zeta-1-like. Gene Ontology annotation, biological process: intracellular protein transport; intra-Golgi vesicle-mediated transport; retrograde vesicle-mediated transport, Golgi to endoplasmic reticulum. Gene Ontology annotation, cellular component: COPI vesicle coat. The record is from RefSeq and is a predicted model, not a curated record. Lineage: Eukaryota; Viridiplantae; Streptophyta; Magnoliopsida; Malvales; Malvaceae.
CCCGUUUCUUUCACGUCGCUUAAAACGCACAGUUGCAGCUAAGAGGAACAUCUGUCAAAAAAAAAAUCCGAUCUUUUCCGAGAAAAUCUUUCCAAACGAGAUAACAAUGGAGUUGUGCCCUUCAAUUAAGAACAUCCUUCUUUUGGAUUCCGAAGGGAAACGUAUAGCUGUUAAGUAUUAUUCAGAUGACUGGCCAACGAAUUCUGCAAAGGAAGCCUUUGAGAAAGCAGUAUUUACCAAAACCCAAAAGACUAAUGCCCGUACCGAAGCUGAGAUAACAAUGCUUGAGAACUAUAUUGUCGUGUACAAGUUCGUUCAAGACCUUCACUUUUUUGUUACGGGAGGCGAAAAUGAAAACGAGAUUAUUUUGGCCACAGUGCUCCAGGGGUUUUUUGAUGCAGUUGGACUUCUCCUUAGAGGCACUGUGGACAAGAAGGAGGCGCUGGAGAACUUAGAUCUUAUUUUGUUGUGCCUCGAUGAGAUUGUUGAUGGCGGUAUCAUUCUUGAAACUGAUGCAAAUGUUAUUGCGGGGAAGGUAGCUAGUCAUAGUUUGGAUGCUGGAGCUCCUUUGUCUGAGCAGACGAUAACUCAAGCAUUGGCUACUGCAAGGGAACAUCUUACAAGAUCUCUCCUCAAGUAAUGCAAAUACACCAGGCUGAAGGAGAGAAGCCAGAGGAUAUAUCUUUUUGUAAUGAUACUACAUCUGAUGUGCUUAGGAUAAUCUUGGUGUCUUUUUGGGUGCAAUAGAAAUGCUUACACUUCGGAUGAUCAAUUGAUGUCAUUGCCAGGUUAUUUUCUUGAUAUUACUGAGUCAUUAUGCAAAUUGGGCUGCUACCCCUACAUAAUGGCAAAAAUACUAGAUGGUGGUUUUUAUUGUAGUGGUAAGCUGAAAAUUAAAUACAUUGAGCCAUGCUGAUAACAAAAUAACUGCAUGAAGGUGCUUGUUGGAGAGUGGCAUGUUUUCCUUAACUUACUGGAUACUUAAGGUUUAUAUCGAGUAGCUUUUACUAUGAUCUAGAUCUCUCCUUUAUACCACAAACAAAGUAUUUGCUUAGUUGAUUUAAGUCAGGCAUGGAGGCAUUAUCUCAGUCUCUCAGCCCAUUGCAUCCAACAAAUAAAGCAUUGGGAAGUAAAUGAAUCUAAUUACUUUGUGGAUCUAAUCGUACGUCUGUGCUAUAAAAUUUAUCCUUUUCUGCUGUACUCCUUUUAGCAAGCCAUAGACUGAACAAAUGGUUACUGUAUUAUUGGACGAGAACAUAAUCUGCAUCAUCAAGGAAUGCAUCUCCAGCAGUCGGAGUCAAGUUAUUCCGAUAAGUACUUCUACAAACCUAGGCAUCAGCUUCUGCCUGCGUUUUAACCUGUUCUUGUAACUCUAGCUUCCUAACUUGCACCUGCUCUUAAUCGACGGGCUUUUUUAGUCCAAAAUAAGGCAAGCCAAUCACAAUCAGCACAAUUCCUAUGGAGAUGAGGAUGGCUGAAAACAAACCAAAUGCGUAUGGUGUAUCCUCUGUUCCAGGGGUCCCAUCAAAACAUUGAUGCCAUACCAAACAAUCAGACCAGUGGUGAUGGAAAGAACAGGGCCACAACCCCAAAAACCAAAUCUGUGGGAUCAGGGAAUUUCAAUUGCCAAAUGCGGUUAAAAGUUCAAAGCUG